AUGGUUCUGGGAGGCUUGUGUUUCUGUGGAGUGUUCAAGAUCACUGGUGCUAGCAUAAGGAUGGACCAGCUGGCGCCGGUCCAGAAGGCAGCGUGCUGUAAAGCCGAGCUGCAGAGACCAGAGACGUCUGCCAGCCCCCAAGGGCCUGCCAGUCACAGCGCUCAGUGCCUCAGGGUGAAGCCGAACUCUGUACCGGAGUUUAAUCUGAGGCCCUGGCAGGUACUUUCCAAAAUUAAUGUGAGCACCGACCCAAAGGAGCAGGAAACAGGAAAUGUGCGCGUUGGAGGGAGGCCGGGGCUCGGCAGCAUCCUGAGCGCAGGCGAGCCAGCUGACAUGACCCUGCUGUGCACUGCCCUGGUCUUGGCCCUGGGACUCGCACUCGGUCACUCUGGCCACGGAAAUGAUGAGGACUGGGAGCACUCAGGACAGGGCGUCAUAGAAGGAGAAAACCCCGAUGAAGGGACCACAAGCGCUUCGGCUGUAGCGACCACAGAAGUGUUAGCCGAAAAUACGAACUCCACCCUCACGGCUGACCCUCCGGGCCAGCUGGAAUUCCUACUGAUGGUGGCCCUCCCCCUGGCCGCACUGGUCAUCCUUGUGUCAAUGGUGCUCGUGGCCGUCUACUUCAAAAGCAAGAGACCUGAACGAGAGCCUUCCAGCCAAGGAUCCCAGAGUGCCCUGCAGACCUGUGAACUGGGAGGUGAAAACCUGAAAGUCCCUAUUUUUGAAGAGGAUACACCCUCCGUGAUGGAAAUAGAAAUGGAGGAGCUUGAUAAAUGGAUGAACAGCAUGAACAGAAAAGCCGACUACGAGUGUUUACCUACUUUGAAGGAAGAAAAGGAGCCAAACCUGGGCCUGAGUGAGAACGAGUCCUAAAUCUGCCUGCUGUUGCUGUUUUCCGAGAGAGCCCGCCUGUCAAGGGAGGACGAAGAGGAGACAAGUUUAAUGAAUUUCAACUCGGUGCAGACCCAGAACUUUUACUGUCUGUCCACCACGCCCCUCCAGACGAUGCUUCCUCUGGACUUGGAGGCAUGUAGUAUUGGAAAGGCCGGGCCGCCU
Molecule: messenger RNA, 1059 nt
Organism: Psammomys obesus (fat sand rat)
Lineage: Eukaryota; Metazoa; Chordata; Mammalia; Rodentia; Muridae
Gene: Tmem154
Product: transmembrane protein 154
Exons: 10
Coding region: 1-876 (291 amino acids)
Source: RefSeq, a predicted model, not a curated record